AUGAUAAACAUCCAGAAGUUUAUUUUUCAGUUUAUUGUACCGAUCAUAUUGUACCGAUCAACUUCGCUGGCUGAUAGAGGCCCUGACAGCGCUGAGCAGCUCAACGAGGACGAGUUGGUGGUCGCCUUAAUCGAGAAGGACGGGGUUUCUAGAAACGCCACCUGCUGGCAUACAGUAUACUUGAGAAGCAUGAUUGUGUGUACAGGUUUGAGGAUUUUUCGGAUCUGUCCUCCUCCAGGCAAAUUUGCUCUUCAAAUAGUUUUGGAGGCAAGUAACAUAUCAUAA
This is a messenger RNA of Acanthoscelides obtectus, 285 nucleotides long. The record is from the annotation of a GenBank genome assembly. NCBI's taxonomy places the organism in Eukaryota, Metazoa, Arthropoda, Insecta, Coleoptera, Chrysomelidae.